This is a messenger RNA of Gigantopelta aegis, 596 nucleotides long. RefSeq lists its product as uncharacterized. The transcript has 2 exons. The coding region runs from base 34 to 366 and encodes 110 amino acids. The record is from RefSeq and is a predicted model, not a curated record. Lineage: Eukaryota; Metazoa; Mollusca; Gastropoda; Neomphalida; Peltospiridae.
AGUCAGAAAGACAUUGGAUCAACAAUUGUUGCAAUGGCCGCGGCGUUAGGAAUAGUUUCCAUCAUGCUGGUUGCAAUUUCUGUCGUCUUAUUUUGGCAUAUUAGACGUCACAAGUCGCCAUCAAGAUCUACAGCUAAAGAAAACACUGAUGUAGCAAAUGAAGAUGGUGGACACUAUGAAAUCGUGGACAGACAGACCGGUCAAGAACGAGACAUGGCAAACAAUGAUGUUCCACAGCACCCCAUAGGUGACAGUCAUCAGAGUGGUAACGUCAAUGCAGGACAAGAUAUCCAGCUGAACCAAUAUGAACAUCUUGAUCGAUCAGAGUCACCGCAGAAUGACUAUGAUAAAAUAACUAGAAUUUAAAGACACCGACUUAAGAAUAACUAGUUCGAGGAGAACAUAUUAUUACAUAAUUGUGUUUUAGCAAUAGUUGUUGAAAUGCUUUGUUCUUUAUGACAUUUGUUUCUUCACAAACAACAAACAUUUGUUUUUCAGAAAUCUAUAUAAUCAUUCUAAUACUGUUGUAUCAGUAAUUCUACUGUCACGGGUAUUCUAUAAUACCCGUAACUGAAUAAAACACGAUUAUCAAAAUA